AUGUCGCGCAUGUCGCACGAUGUCGGUGGUCACUGGCCCAUGAGCUCAACACCCAGGAGUUUGACACCCGGCCUUCGAAGGUUCUCGGUCUCGCCGGCGCCCAGCAUGAAGGUGCCUCUUUUGAUGGGAUGCCAGGACCCGGUCCUUUCACUUCAGCGUGGCAUCGAUCAGGUGAAGGUGGACUUGGGUAGCGGCCAAGAACGAUUGGCUCAGCAGUUUGAGCUGGAACGUCAGCAGACAGCAUCAUCCUUGGCCUCACUCCAACAGCAGGUCGACCGCAUGAUGUCCAGCGUGGGCGAAGUGGUGCUUCAACAGAACCAGAUGAAGACAGAACUAGCUGCAGCCACGUCGCAAGUUGAAGAGCUUUGGAAAGAAAGGAGGCUGCCCAACGGGGGAACCACAGAGGAGUCCAGCCUCGCCUCGGGGCUGCGUGCCGCCUUGGCUGAAGCCAAGCAGGAGCUGCAGAGCUCGCUGACGGCUGGUGAGGAGCGUUUGCGACAGCAGGCGAAGGACAGUAUUGAUGAUGCUAUCGCCCAGCUUCUCGUGAAGGAGCAGAUACAAAGACUGGAUGACCAGGUGCGUGAGCUCUCCGCUGCCUUCAAACCCAUGAUCGCGCGCAUCACCCUACUCAGUGAGCAGUGCGAGGCGCCCAACUCCACCAAAGAUGAGGAGGCUCAGCCACAGCCUGAAGUGAAGAGGAUCCCAGCCUCUUGGGAAGAGACGCCUGAUGCAGCAGAUGCCGAGGUGCCAACAUCCGUGGCGGCAGCGCGCGCACCGGCGGGUUCGCCGGAGUCCCACGUUUCGCCUUCCACCUCCGCGGAGGUGGGAAGUGGCCCCACACCGGUGUCCAGCGAGGCCUCCUCCCGCGGGCCCACGCUGUUGGAAGCAGCUGGGCGACCUCAGGUUGAGGAGGGUGAGCAGAAGGCGAAGGUGAUUCAGAUUCCCAUCCAGCGUCGUUCCUCCGCCCCAGGACCCUUCCUGAACGUGGCGCCGCAACAAAGCCCGAGAUCACCGACAACAGCGGCGGCGACACCGACACCCAGCCCCAUGCGGGUGCCACGCGUGCUGCCAGGCCGAACCGUUCCGCAUGGACCUCGCAGGUCUACCUCCUUAUUUCCUUCACCGGCCAUGAUUUGGGGUGGAGGAUCUGCCCGAUUGCCUCAAAGGCACUACACACCAGAGUCAGGCUCAAUCUUGUCGGUCCACAGUCAACCCAUGGGGGCGACGGUGCAAGAGGCCAGCAGGAUGAAUCCACAGGAUCAGGAGGCGACACGCUUGGAAGCCAUGCGCAUGGCAGUGGCCACCGCGCGACCGCCACCGCCAGCGCCCCCCGCUUUGCCCGCACCGCGGAUCCCAGCAGCGCUGGAUGAGGGCAGAGGUCGUGCUGAACUUCAGCUAUACUCGGAGGCGACCAAUACGAUGGACGCGGCAACGCGCAGAAUGCUUGUGGAGAUCACUAUUUGCAAUGCCAGCAGGCAUGACUUCGCAGAUUGGCUUCCACCGACCACGCUCUCAGCGCUGAAGCUUUGUCCACGCAAUACCUGGUGUGGGAAGCUGCCCAGACGGGCAACCAUCCGGCCUCCAAUCGAAUGCAACGAAGUUGAACCAGUGAAGAUCGAGCGUUUAAGCGGAGAGCGCUUAGAGUUUCAGCUCCCGGCCACCGCCAAGAUCAGUGACCUGAAGCUGCUGUUGCAAGAAACCUGUGGCGCUCCAUACUUUUGUCAAAAGCUCAUGUGGCGUCACUCCUUGCUGAAGAAUGCAGAGCCUUGGCUUCGGAACAGCUUGAGCCUGAUCCAAGACGCCUUUCACCCGGAGGCCGCCAAGGCACUGCGCGACGCCGCCCGGCAGGGCGACCUGCCGGGCGCGGAGCGGGCGCUGCAUGUGCCGGCGGAUCCGAACCAGGUGCUCCGGUUGCUGGUCCGCGCCGCUGCCCAGCUGGAGCGUGCUACGGUGCACGGGCGCACGCCGCUCUUCGUGGCCUGCCAACGAGGGAGACUUGGAGAUACAGUAGAGGCCCUCUGUGAGCUCGGAGCCAACAUGGAGACUGCAAGGAGCGGAGGUCAUACGCCGCUGCUGGCGGCCGCGCGCGAAGGACACCACGAAGUGGUGCAGUUGCUUUGCGAGAAGCGCGUCGAUCAGGAGCGCACAGCGAAUGGUUGGAGCCCCUUGUUGUUGGCCGCACGGCAUGGGCACACCGAAGUGGUCCAGGUCCGCAGCACCGGUGGUCCGAGCUUGCCCGACGGCACCUCCGCGCUCCACUUCGCCGCCGAACGGGGCAACGAGACGAUGGCGCGCCUGCUGGUGCCCUCGGUGGAGUGCCAGAUCGAUGUCAGUCAGGUGCAAAUGUCCGGCCGCGAGAGUGAGCAGUUGCUCCUGUCGAAGCUGUGCGACCGUGGUGCGGCGCUCCAGCCACAGAGCUUGGUCAUCACCAAGAUCCAGCAGGGCUACCACACCCGCAGCUAUGCCGACCAGCUGCGCAGGGCCAAGCGUUUGGCGUCCGCACUGCAACGCUGGGGAGUUCGGAUGGAGGACCGUGUGGCAACUUUGAUGUGGAACUCAGGCUGGCAUUUCGAGUGCUACCAGGCCAUUAGUUGCAUGGGAGCAUGUCUCCACACUCUGAACCUCAGACUGGGGCAAGCAGACUUGGGCUACAUCAUCCACCAUGCUCAGGACCGUAUCAUUUUCGUGGAUGCCAAUCUGAUCCAGCUUCUUGAGCAGAUUUCGCCCUCGGAUCUGGCCACCGUGGAGCUCUUCGUGUGUGCGGGCAGCGAUGGGGAAGCGAACCAAUGGAAGAGCAGCCAGCUGGACAGCCGAAAGACCAUCGACUACGAGGCCUUCUUGAACUCGGGCCACGAGGACUACCGAUGGCCCGCCCUGGCGGACAGCUCGAUGAUGGGGCUGUGCUACACCUCGGGCACCACUGGAAAACCCAAAGGUGCUGCAUAUAGCCAGCGGUCCACCUACUUGCACACCUUGAUGAUUUGUGGUGUCGACCAGUUGGCCAUCUCUUCUCGAGAGGUGGUACUACCGUUCGUUCCGAUGUUCCAUGUGCUCAGUUGGGGCAUCCCCUACGCUCUCCUGAUGACGGGCUCGCCGGCCGUCUUCACGUCCCACUUCACCGACCCAGGAGCCAUGCUACAGAUGAUGAUGGACUGGGGAGUGCAUGUCUCUACCGGAGUGCCAGCAGUUUGGCAAACUUUGCGGCAGCACAUCCAGAGCACAGGCUCGCUGGCGGCAGUGCAGCCGAAGAUGAGACUGCAGCGGCUGGUUUGCGGCGGCUCCAGCCCACCAGCGACGCUGAUGCGAUGGUUCUUAGAUGAGCUGGGUGUUGAGUUUGUUCAAGUGUGGGGCAUGACAGAGACCAACCCGAUUGGCUCGGUCGCACGGCGCAUUGGCAAGGUGACGGAUCUCGAGAAGGGUGUCGACGACAGCUUCAACAACGUGAAGAAAGCCGGCCUCCCAUCGCCAGGCGUCGAGGUGCGGAUCGCCCAGCUGGACGAUCUCAGCCGGGACGUGGCGCCGGGCGAGGCUGGGGAACUGCUGGUUCGAGGCCCUUGGGUCAUCCAAGAGUACUACGAGGUCGAUGCCAGUGAGAAGUUCUUCCAGGGAUGGCUCAUCACCGGCGACGUGGCGAAGAUCGAUGAAGAGGGGGCGAUCAUCAUCAGCGAUCGCUCCAAGGACGUGAUCAAGUCGGGGGGCGAGUGGAUCUCUUCCAUUGACAUGGAGAACGCGGUGUGCGCCAUGCCGGGCAUUUCCCUGGCCGCGGUGGUCGCCGUGCCGCACCCUCGCUGGGAUGAGCGCCCCGUUGUGGUGGUCAUCCUGGACAAAGGCGUCAACACGGAAGGCUUGCUGGACAGAGUGAGGGAGCACCUGUCCUCUUCCUUUGCCAAGUUCCAGCUGCCUGACGAUGUGCUGGUGUGGAAGGAGAUCCCGCACACUGGCACCGGCAAGAUGGACAAGAAAUCCAUCCGAGCGAAGCUGGAAGAGCAGCAGUACAUUUUACCGUCCCUUCGCACUUCCAAGCUUUGAAGCGCCCGAGAGCAGUGACAGGAGCGCAUGGGACGCGCUGGCCUUGAGGGCUGCCAGCCAUGGUCUACUUACAUAACACUUGCUUCAACCAUGCCAUGAUUUAAGUCGAGUGUUGAUGAUCUUUCAACCCCCCACAUCACAAGGUUUUAAAAUGCAAUGGGGGAAAUAUAGGGGAGGGCUUAUCAACCAACGAGUCUACAUUAUUGUUGCUCCCACCGUCAGGCCGGGAGUGGGGCAUCAUCGAGGCCCGCCACUCGGGUUCACUUGGAGUGCGCGGCUGGUGGGGAAGCUGGUGAACCGUGCGGUCUGAACACUUGGAGUGACAUAUAGUGAAGUGGCUUACCAAAAGCAUUCCAGAGCUACCCAAACCGGAACGCAGGCAUGUCCUUGGAAUUCCGUUUGGAACCUACCGAGCUGCGAGGUUGACUGUUGAUUCAGAACUCCCAACCUUCUUAAUUAGUAUGAGGGUUGUUAUAGAGUCAAAUCUAUGGAGUGACAAUUUCUUUUGGACGUGUUUCUUUCAGAACAUCUUGCCCGUUUCGUGACGUCUCCCUACAUGGAUGGUCAAACAUGUCCAUAAUAUGGGCGGCUUUAUUUGUCAACAACUAAAC
Messenger RNA from Durusdinium trenchii, 4640 nucleotides. Lineage: Eukaryota; Dinophyceae; Suessiales; Symbiodiniaceae. The record is from the annotation of a GenBank genome assembly.